CUCACAUAGCACAACACAGACCUUCCCAAAAAAAAUUUAAAUCAAAAUGUUCAAGUUGGUGGUGUUGUCUGCUUUCCUCGCUGUAGCUGCUGCUGCUCCAGGUUUCAUCGCAUCUCAUCCAGUCGUCUAUUCGGCGGCACCCGCUGCCACUGUUGCCGUACACGAACCCGUUCUCACCAAAGUUGGUUCGGUGGUGAAGAGCAUCCCUACUGCCGUCUCCCAUCAAAGCCAAUCGGUUGUUCAUAGCUCGGCACACUAUGUGCAACCAAUCGUUGCACCAGUCAUCAAGACUAGCUAUGUGGCUGCGGCACCAGUCGUGCAUACUUAUUCAGCGCCCAUUGUGAAGACCAUCGCUGCACCUGUGAUACUCAAGGCGUGGUAAAUUCGGCGCGAUUUGUGAUAUGAAAUUUUGGACCAGUU
Molecule: messenger RNA, 420 nt
Organism: Rhagoletis pomonella (apple maggot)
Lineage: Eukaryota; Metazoa; Arthropoda; Insecta; Diptera; Tephritidae
Product: pupal cuticle protein G1A-like
Exons: 2
Coding region: 47-382 (111 amino acids)
Source: RefSeq, a predicted model, not a curated record